GAUCACCUCCAUCGCUCUUAAAGAAAGAGAGAAAAAAAAAUCACUCACCCAAGGCCAAAUGGAGAACUCGACCAAUGAGACUCUGGGCGUGUGGACGGACUCGAGCGUGGCGUACAAAGCCAUCAGCACGGCGCUGCUGUUGCUGAUCUGCUCGGCGGGUGUGGUGGGCAACGUGAUGGUGGUGCUGGUGGUGCUGACCACCAAGCAUAUGCGCACGCCCACCAACUGCUACCUGGUGAGCCUGGCCGCCGCCGACCUUAUGGUGCUGACGGCGGCUGGCGUGCCCACGGCGGUGGAGGGCGCAGUGGGUUCUUGGGUGUUGGGCCGCUGGGGGUGCUUGUGCAUCACCUACCUGCAGUACCUGGGCAUCAACGCCUCGUCUUGCUCCAUCGCCGCCUUCACCGUGGAGAGGUACAUCGCCAUCUGCCAUCCCAUCAAGGCGCAGUUCCUGUGCACGCUGUCCCGCGCCAAGAAAAUCAUCCUCCUGGUUUGGACACUGACGUCAGCCUACUGCGUCAUGUGGUUCUACCUGGCCGACCUGCAGGUGCUGGUUUACGACAACGCCAAGGUGAUGGCGUGCGGCUACCGGGUACCCCGGAAGCUCUACCUGCCCGUCUACUUCUUGGACUUCGGGGUGUUUUUCGUGGUGCCGCUGUUGCUGAGCGCCGUGCUGUACGGGCUGAUCGGACGCAUCCUCUUCAUCAACCCUCUGCCCUCUAACCCCAAAGAGCGGCAGCGGCUGCAGCGGCACGACAACAAUCAUCGUGACGAGGCCAAGAGGAGCUGCAGGAACUCCAGGCACUCCAGCUCCACCGCCGCCUCUCGGAGACAGGUGACCAAGAUGCUGGCGGUGGUGGUGAUCCUAUUCGCCGCGCUGUGGAUGCCGUAUCGCACCCUGGUGGUGGUCAACUCCUUCCUGGAGCGUCCGUACCUGGACAGCUGGUUCCUGCUCUUCUGCCGGUUAUGCGUGUACCUGAACAGCGCCAUCAACCCGCUCAUCUAUAACGCCAUGUCACAGAAAUUCCGCGCCGCCUUCCUCAAGAUCUGCCGCUGCGGGGCCUCCGCCAAGCCGGCCGGCGCUUAUGGCGCGGCGCUGAGCUACAGCGCCGUCAAGGACUCGUCGGUAGCCGAGAGCGUCGAGCGCUUCGCCACUGACGUGGAGGAGGUGACCGUCACGGAUGGGUUGCUGGCAGAGCACAAAGCCGUCUUUGCCGCAUCCUCCUCGUCUCCCUCCUUGGGGAAAGCCGACUUUGAGACGGCCUCUUGAGCUUCUCCACGGACCCGACCUGUAACGAGCCAAGGCACAUAUUUUAUAUCCCAAAAAACGUCAAAUUGAAUUUGCCAGCUAUUAUCAUGAUACAGUCGAUGUAACCUAGCUUCUGUAACAGCAACAGAAUGUGUUGAAUGUAAAUUUGUUGUGAUUGUGCCUUUUCCCUGAUUGGCUAAAAGAACUUACCCAACUAACUUGUUGCUCUGGGAAACACCUCUUCACCCGGACAUUUCCGUUUUCACCCUCACAGGCGUUGAGAAGGCCAUUCACCGUCUCCUAGCAACCGCCUCCCUGAUUGACGAGAUGCUAAUUGCAGCCUGUAAUUGAAGCAGUCACGCAUGUC
This is a messenger RNA of Syngnathus acus (greater pipefish), 1613 nucleotides long. RefSeq names its product thyrotropin-releasing hormone receptor b (gene trhrb). Gene Ontology annotation, cellular component: membrane. The coding region runs from base 59 to 1267 and encodes 402 amino acids. Lineage: Eukaryota; Metazoa; Chordata; Actinopteri; Syngnathiformes; Syngnathidae. The transcript is spliced from 2 exons. Gene Ontology annotation, biological process: phospholipase C-activating G protein-coupled receptor signaling pathway. The record is from RefSeq and is a predicted model, not a curated record. Gene Ontology annotation, molecular function: thyrotropin-releasing hormone receptor activity.